Molecule: messenger RNA, 1267 nt
Organism: Botrytis sinoallii
Lineage: Eukaryota; Fungi; Ascomycota; Leotiomycetes; Helotiales; Sclerotiniaceae
Exons: 3
Coding region: 244-1092 (282 amino acids)
Biological process (GO): tRNA methylation; RNA (guanine-N7)-methylation
Cellular component (GO): tRNA methyltransferase complex
Molecular function (GO): tRNA (guanine(46)-N7)-methyltransferase activity
Source: RefSeq, a predicted model, not a curated record
CGGCCUCCAAUUAGCUAAAUUGGACUAAAAUAGAAAGGAAAAAUCCACCAUCCACUAACAUUUUAUUUGGUGCAUUUGAGGUUCCUUGCGAGAAAAAAAGUUCAGCCUUGAGCUUUUUCCGUCAUGCUAAAGCCUCGUUUGAACCACAACCACAGCCUCCCAUCUUUUCGGACAUUCACGAUUCCAUUACAUCAAGGAAGAUAUCGUUGACUGUCAAGAAAUUUUGGAAGUUCUACGAUCAACAUGGCAGGCCCACCGAACAAAAAGCAGAAACGGGAGGAUUACCGAACUGCGAGAGAAAAUGGCGAGGAGAGUAAGGAAUUGCCAAAGAAGAAGUUCUACAGACAGAGAGCGCAUGCAAAUCCUUUCUCGGAUCAUCGUCUGGCAUAUCCCGCUUCCCCAGCUCAGAUGGAUUGGGCUUCGCAUUACCCCGCCUAUGCAGAGUCCGCAACGGCUUCUGAAAGCACAGAAGAACCUUCAACAGUUUCAGACUCUAGCAGUCCCAAGAAGAUGAAGCAAGACGUUGAAGUUGCAGACAUUGGUUGUGGAUUUGGUGGUUUGACAGUAGCUUUAGCUCCCAAAUUACCAAAUUCUUUAAUUCUUGGUAUGGAGAUUCGAGCGCAAGUCACAGAAUAUGUACAAGAACGAAUUAAAGCUCUAAGAGUUCAAGAAAAGGAAUCCGGUCUAUUUCAAAAUGCUUCAUGCAUACGAGCUAAUACCAUGAAAUUUAUGCCAAAUUUCUUCAAAAAACAUCAACUCUCAAAGAUUUUCCUUUGCUUUCCAGAUCCUCAUUUCAAAACACGAAAGCAUAAGGCUAGAAUUGUAUCGACCACAUUAGCCGCUGAGUAUGCUUACGUAGUUCGACCGGGAGGAAUCAUAUAUACUAUCACCGAUGUUGAAGACCUUCAUAAUUGGAUGGUUACACAUUUCAACGCACAUCCUACUUUUGAGCGCGUUGCAGAAGAGGAGCAAGAAGCAGAUGAAUGUGUCAAUAUAAUGAGAACGGAGACCGAGGAAGGAAAGAAGGUUACGAGGAAUAAUGGACCAAAAUUUGUUGCAUUGUUCAAGCGUUUGGAAGAUCCUCCUUGGUAAAAGAGGGGUGAAGCAGAUGUCAAAAUAUCUAGAGGGGAUGUUAUUUACACAAAAAAUGACGAUAGGAGCCAGUCAAUGGGAAUUUAUGUUGAUCCUAUUCCUGACGAGGGUUGCGAUUGUCGAAGGUCAAAUAGAGGAAAUAAACGAAUACAUAAUUCGAAAUCAUGCCUACAUU